Molecule: messenger RNA, 1047 nt
Organism: Cantharellus anzutake
Lineage: Eukaryota; Fungi; Basidiomycota; Agaricomycetes; Cantharellales; Hydnaceae
Exons: 6
Coding region: 1-1047 (348 amino acids)
Biological process (GO): maturation of SSU-rRNA from tricistronic rRNA transcript (SSU-rRNA, 5.8S rRNA, LSU-rRNA)
Cellular component (GO): 90S preribosome; nucleolus
Source: RefSeq, a predicted model, not a curated record
AUGGGCACCAAACGAACCCAUUACGAUGACCAUGAAGAGGAAGAAGAACAGUCAGGAAGUGACGUUCAGUUUAUGAGUGAAAGUGAAGGGGGCGUUGCUCAAUGGAUGGAUGAUGACGAACUAAGCGAGGUCGACGAGUUCAAGCAGGAGGGCCACCGACCCGAAUCGGACGACGAAGGAAGGUUCAAAAAGCAACUCGCAUCAAUGUCUUUUGGAGCACUAGUGGAGGCGAACCGUGCCAUCAAGGGGGAAUCCUCCUCUUCAUCCUCGGAGAGCGACAAAUAUGAAGAGUUCGAUGCUCUCAGUCAGUCUGGGUCGUCGGGGAAUGACGACGACGACGACGACGAUGAGGAGGACCAGGCGAGCUCGUCGAGAGUUCCGAAGACCAAAGAAGAAUUGAAGCGUAAGAACAAGUAUGCGCCGGUGGAGAUGAGUUCAGUGAGACCCGUUUCAAGCAGGCGUCAGGUAGUUCAACCCAUCAAAAUUGAACGACGGGAUCCUCGAUUCUCAUCACUCUCAGGAAAUUAUUCUGCUGGCCUCUUCCGCACUAGCUACGGUUUCCUGGCGUCGCUUCAAGAAGAUGAACUUUCUCAACUCAAGACAACCUUGUCCGAUGCGAAGAAACAACUUGUAACCUGCCCACCAGAAGAGCGCACGGAGAGAGAAGAAGGGGUGAAUAAAUUAUGGAAGGCGACGAGGCGAUUGGUGACUGCCGUAGAUCGGACAAAGAGGGAGAAGCGUGACCAUGAUGUGCUAAGAAAGGUGAAGAAGGAGGCGCAGGCAAAACAACGCGAAGGAAAGAAAGCAUGGUUCUUGAAGAAGGCCACACAACGUGAAUUGCUCACCAAGGCACGGUUCGAGGAGUUGGAGGCUCAAGGAGGCAAGCAAGCGGUCAAGAAAGCCAUCGAAAAACGGAAGCUGAAGGUCAGUCAGAAGGAAAAGAGAAGCAGACCAGAUUUUCUGCCAAAACAAAGCUCGUCUGCGCGUGGCAAGCCAGCUGGUGGUAGCGGUAGCACAAGGUUUGAGAAACGGCGCAAAAUAACUUAA